Malus domestica (apple) is the source of this 643-nucleotide messenger RNA. The record is from RefSeq and is a predicted model, not a curated record. Lineage: Eukaryota; Viridiplantae; Streptophyta; Magnoliopsida; Rosales; Rosaceae.
UAAACUACAAAAAGCCAAAGAGUCGAAGCUGCAGAAGCUAAAGGAGAAGAAGGAGAGCUUAAUGCGCACUAGAAAAAGAUCAUAUGCUACAGCAUGCGUAAAUGUUGAGAGCGCAAAGGCACCCCACAUCAAAAUCCAUGAGAUAGACUCCACACUAGAGGUAGUACUGAUAAGUGGCUUAGAAAAUCAUCAGUUCAUUUUCUACGACAUCAUUCGCCUGCUUGACGAAGAACAUGCCAACGUUGUGCAUGCUAACUUUUCAACUUUGGGAGACUCAACAUUUCACAUAGUACGUGCAGAAAUAGGCAAAUCUAUGUCUGAGUUUGGGGCUGCAAGAAUAACUGAAAAACUUACAGAUUUGUCAAUGGAUCCACCAGCGACCAAGAAUCACAGCAAGAGGAUCACGGUUAAUGAGUUGAGGCAACUACUUUUGAGCAGGAAAAUUCUCCCAACGGAUGAUUAUUUGUUUAUACACAAUCAGAGGAUCAUGCGUGACAAUUGCAGCCUCAGAUGGCAUGGUGUUGGUGAUGGAGAUUUCCUGUAUGUAUUUAAAGGGACUGUUUAUCACAGCGGAUAAAACAAUUAGUUUUAGUCUUAUCACUAAAAGCCUCUUAUCUAAUAUUUGUCAAUUGUCACGUACUAU